Messenger RNA from Harpegnathos saltator (Jerdon's jumping ant), 3883 nucleotides. RefSeq lists its product as uncharacterized. Bases 327 to 1157 code for a protein of 276 amino acids. The record is from RefSeq and is a predicted model, not a curated record. The transcript has 5 exons. Lineage: Eukaryota; Metazoa; Arthropoda; Insecta; Hymenoptera; Formicidae.
AAAUUAACAUAAUGAAAGUGAAAAAUAUAAGUUAAAACAUAGUUGCAUACUAAUUGUGUAUUAAUAUAAUAUGUUUAUUAAUGUAAUAGCAAAAGGGAAGUGUUCAGAGCAUUUAUCAAAUAUAUAUAUACAUAUAGUGAAAUUGUUUCAUUUAUGUCUAUAUCUUUUUAUUCUGAUAUGUAAAAAGGUAUUUAGGUAUAAGCUUUCUUUAACAAUAUCAAACAAGGACAGUCAUAACUAAUAGCUUAACCAGGAAUCUUAUUCAAACUGAUUAUUUUUUAUUAUCAUAAAAUAUACAGAGGAAGAACAAAAUUUUCAACUGAGCAAUGGUUCAGUGUUGCGUAUGCCGAAAGGAGCAUUGUCCUCUGUUACCACGACAAUUUCACAGUUUUCCACGUGACGAAGAAAGGCGAGAAAAAUGGCUUAAUAGCAUUGGUUGUGUUGUCACUGCAAAACAAGCACGAAUUUGUAGUGACCACUUUACAGACGAUGAUUAUUAUGAUACUGGCACACCUGUACAAAGUAGAAGAUUAAAGAAGACUGCAAUUCCAUCUGUUUUUAUGCAAGGAGUUUCUAAAAAUGUUCACAAAGACUCAACAAGCAACAUUAAAAGUGAAAAUCAACAUAAUAUAUUAAUAAAAAUGGAACAUGGAUAUACGAUGGAUAUGGAUAUGAAUAUUGAAUCAACAGUGAAUAUUGAACAGCAGUUGGAUGUUCAACAAUCAAUAACUUACAUUGAAAAAGACAAUAUAAGAAAUAAGACAAUUAUAGCUAAAUCAAUAAAUACUACAGACACCAGUCGGAUAAGCAAACAAAAGAAUACUAGUAAUAUAGCCAAAAUUUUCAUAAGAACUGGGAAAUAUAAUUUAGAAUGUAUGAGAAAAACGGAUUUUAUCACUAAUGAAGCUUGGAUGAAAUUUAUCAAAUAUAUUAAGUAUAAUCGAUACGUGCAGAAAUGUGGUGUGGCACAAAAGUCACGUACGCAAAAGAAACUCGUAACAAUGAAAUCCAUAAUUCAAGCAUUACAAAGUAAAAAUUUGGAAAUACAUGAUAUUAUAAAUACUUUAAAAAAGUGCUAUGACAAUAUUGUAAGAGUUGACCAUCAGCAGGCAGCAGACAACAAGCCAAAUUCACCUAGAGAGCAAGCAAAUUGCUAAUAGAAAGGGAAUAAUUGCUAGUGGAAAGUGCGAAUAAAGAGAGGUUGUCGUUAAGCCAUUGAAGGUAUAAAUUGAAGUAUAUAUUAUUGUAUCUAUUCGUGUGAUAGAACACAGUCAAUAAGAUGAAGUCAUUCAGUUAUUCAUAAAAUGAAUAACUAUUCGUGUACAUUAUUUGUCAAAAAAGAAUAUAUAUAUAUAUAUAUUCCUAUAUUUACAUCGAGUUGAGUUAUUAAGAUUGUAUUGGUUAUACAUUCUCGCAAAACAGUUAAUAUUUUACAGUAUUGAAAAGAUUUCAGGCUUGAAUAAUAUACAAAAUGUCCCAUAACUCAGUACGAGGAAAACAAAGUGAAUUAAAACAAACAUAAAAGUCCCGUAUCGUUUUGUUAUAUUUGUAAUAAUUAUCCAGUUAUUAAUAACAGAAAUUUGAUGAACGCGCACCGAGAUGGAUAAUUGGAAAAGUAUUGCAGCCACUUGAACAAGAACGCGGCUUAGUCGGUCAAGCAAUUGUUGCCAGUGCGCGGCGAGAGAAAGAACAACGUGCUACUAUUCAUGUCUUAAGGCUCUUCUACAAUGGCUGCAAGAAUAAAGCUGUAAGCGUAAGCAGUAAAAAAUAAACCAACUAUAGUCGAUUAUUCUUAUAGCAAUCGACUAUGAUUGGUUUAUUUAUUAUUUACACUUCAACCUUAUUCUUGCAGCCAUUGUAAGACUGACAUUAUCUCGCCAUCUCUACAUCUCGCCGCAUACCGCCAAUAGUUGUUAGAUCGACAGGACCAUGCUGUGACUCGAGUGGCUGCAACACUUUUCCAAUCAUCCAUCUUGGCGCGUUCACUCGUCAGAUUUCUGUCAUUGAUAACUUAAUAAUUAUUGCGAAUAUUGCAAAACGGUAUGGGACUUUUAUUUUGUCUUCAUUCGUUCUAUGAAUUCAUUCUCCAUGAAUUCCUCGUACUGAGUUAUGGGGCAUUCUAUACAUAUAUUGGGUUGAAUAAAAUUAAUUUUGUAUUUUUAGGUGAAAUUUAAAGACAAUAUUUUCAUAUUAAAAAAAUAAUGAACGAUAUAUGCACCGUUUUUCAAUAAUCUUUCGUCAUUUUUCGGGCAAAUUAAAGAUUCUAUCUUCUCAGAACUUCCUAAUUUUCUGGGCGAAAUCUGCUAAAAAUGCUUUCUGCAGACCUCUGAAAGAAAUGAAAUUUUUUUGAUUGAGGGAAUUCUGUAGAGACCUGAAUAAGUGGAAGUCUGAUGUCAAGUCAGGUGAAUACGAAGGAUGAAGUAAAAUAUCCCAGUCAAACUAAUAAUUUUUGGAGAUUGUGAAAAAUAUGUGAGGUCUAGCGUUACUUGGCGGAAUAUGGCAUCAUAACGAUUGUUCAAUUUUGGACAUUUCUCAUCGAUUGCUGCCUUCAAACAGUCCAAUUGGCGACAAUACUUAUUGGAAACAAUUGCUUGCGGAAUUAGCUCGCAGUACACGAUUCCUUUCUAAUCCCAUCAGCAUGACUUUUUUCGUAUGGAUGUUUUGCUUCGGUGUUUGCAGUGGUUCAUUUCAUUUUCCCUACGAUCUUUUACGCUGUAUAUUGUUAUGUAUAAUCCACUUUUCGUCGCUCGUUAUCAUUCGUUUUAAAAAUGGAACGUUUUCAUUGCGAGCAAUAAAUCACAGGUGGAAAUGUGGUCCAUUAAAAUCUUCGUUCAAAUUAUGAGAUACCCAAAUAUCGUACGUAGCCAAGCGUAAGUAAGUGAUUCUCAACGGUCUCUUGAGAUACAUUGAUUACUUCUGCGAUCUCUCGUGUCGUAUGUGGAUUAUUUUCAAUCAAUGUCUUGAUUUGGUCGUCAACCACCAAAUAACCUGAGCGCUCACCAUCUUGACAUGUAUCACCAGCACGAAAUUUCGCAAACCAGUUUUGGCACGUUCGUUUACGGCAGAGCUGGACACGAUCUGCACAUUUUGAGCGAAAUUUAAUAGGUGACGCCUAUCGUCCCCCUCGCACCGCUCCGCGCUCGCGGCCGGGGCGAUGAUCGUGGUGAACUCAGGAGCUGUGUGAAGUUGACCCCUCGACCACGAAAAAUUUUAUUUUGACCAUUGCCAUUCGUUUGGUGGUCGUUUGGUAGCGUUUGAUAGUCUAUUCCUAACGUUUGGUAGUCAAAAGUGUAAUAGUUAUUGCAAAAAAUAAAAAUUGUAUGUGAAGAUGACCCCUCCCCGUCUCGAAAAUCGGUUUCCACGGUGUCCUGGAUAAUUUUGACUAUUACCAAUCGUUUGGUGGUCGUUUGAUAGCAUUUGGUAGUUCAUUCCUAACGUUUGGUAAUCAAAAGUGCAGUAGUUCUCGCAAAAAAUAAAAAUUGUAUGUGAAGUUGGCUCCUCCCCGUCUCGAAAAUCGGUUUCCACGGUGUCCUGGAUAAUUUUGACCAUUACCAAUCGUUUGGUGGUCGUUUGGUAGCGUUUGAUAGUGCAUUCCCAACGUUUGGUAGUCAAAACUGCAAUAGUUCUCGCACAAAAUUAUAAUGUGAAGUUGUCCCCCCAGGCUCGAAAAUCGGUUUCCACAGUAUCUUGGAUAAUUUUGACCAUUACUAAUUGUUUAGUAAUCGUUUAACUGUUUAAUAAGUAGAAAUAAUUUUUUUGUCGUCAACUUUUGUAAUUCUCAUUAAAACCUCACAUUGAUUAUUAAAAUUUUAAAAAUUUAAUUUUAAACAGGGCCAAAUAAAAUGUAAUUAGUAAUUUUUUAUGAUUUGAAUUGUGUUGUCUC